This is a messenger RNA of Protopolystoma xenopodis, 186 nucleotides long. Lineage: Eukaryota; Metazoa; Platyhelminthes; Monogenea; Polystomatidea; Polystomatidae. The record is from the annotation of a GenBank genome assembly.
AUGGCAAGACUUAUUGAUGAUGCUGACUACGAUGCCGGCAAAACGUCUGGGAAUGUACCAAGUCCACGGUCCGACUCUGAAAAUGCUCAUGGAUACUAUGGACUCGGGGCAAGAUUCGUUCCCUUAGGUCUUCCUGCUAAUCUGACCAAGUUGCGAAACCAAGGUAAAACAACUUCUAUUAACUAG